AUGAACGGUGAUACCUAUUCGUCUCGUGGAGAAUCUGGUCGCCCCAGGGACUACUACCGCGACGAGAGACGCGAACGUGGCGGAGAAAGAGGAGAACGGAGACGAUCCAGAUCGCCCCACUACAGCUCACGAGGUUCCAGACGCGAAGCCGAAGCCGACUCAUACUCGUCCAGCCGGGACUAUCGCGCCAGGGAACGGGAAGACCGCUACUCGAGUCGCAGGGAUGAUCGGGACUAUGAUCGAGAGCGCGGUGAUCGCCGACGCAGGGAGCAUGAUGAACGACCAGCUCGCCGCGAGAGAGAUAGAGAUCUGUUUGACGAGAGGCCGAGACGGGAGAGAGGAGAGCGUGGCGGAGAGCGCGGCGAGCGCGAUCGCGGAGGCAGGGAUCGCAAAAGGAGUCCCUCUCCUUCGCGCAAGAGGGAGGCGACCCCCGACUUGACCGAUGUCCAGUCCGUAUUGACUCGGAAACGGCGUCUGACACAAUGGGACAUAAAGCCUCCUGGGUACGAGAAUGUGACCGCCGAGCAGGCAAAGCUGUCUGGCAUGUUUCCCCUUCCCGGAGCCCCCCGGCAGCAGCCAAUGGAUCCAAGCCGUCUCCAAGCUUUCAUGAACCAGCCUGGCGGUGGAUCUGCAGACACAUCAGCCCUCAAACCCUCCAAUUCUCGACAAGCCAAGCGUCUAUUCGUCUAUAACCUACCACAAAACGUGACUGGGGACGGCCUUGCCUCGUUCUUCAACCUUCAGCUCAACGGACUUAAUGUAAUUCAAGGUAUUGACCCGUGCAUUUCUGCCCAGAUCUCCGACGAUCGUAGCUAUGCGCUGCUCGAGUUCAAGUCGCCCAACGACGCUACAGUUGCGCUUGCGUUUGAUGGAAUCACGAUGGAGGAGCACGCAAAUGCUGGCAAUGGAGCAGAGAAUGGUGCUCCCAAGGGUCUGGAAGUACGACGGCCCAAGGACUACAUUGUUCCCAACACUGCGGACCAAGAGCUCGAGGAGGGAAUGCUGUUGAAGGAUGUUCCGGACUCACCUAACAAAAUCUGCGUCUCGAAUAUUCCCCAAUACAUCCCAGAGGAGCCCGUGACAAUGCUCCUGAAGUCUUUUGGCGAGCUUAAGGCUUUUGUUCUAGUGAAGGACAGUUCCACCGAGGAGUCCAGGGGCAUCGCUUUCUGUGAAUACGUUGAUCCCGCAAUAACCACCAUUGCGGUUCAAGGACUCAAUGGGAUGGAGCUGGGAGAUCGUCACCUCAAGGUUGUCCGCGCUAGUAUCGGAAUGACACAGGCUGUUGGGUUAGACAUGGGAGUCAACGCGAUGUCAAUGUUCGCCAAGACAACAUCUCAAGAUCUCGAGGUCAGCCGGGUCUUGCAGCUGUUGAACAUGGUGACGUCGGAGGAGCUCAUGGACAAUGAAGAUUACGAAGAAAUCUGCGACGACGUACGCGAGGAGUGUUCCAAAUACGGACAGGUUCUUGAACUGAAGAUUCCGCGCCCGACGGGCGGCAGCCGACAGUCCCCCGGCGUGGGUAAGAUUUUCGUCAAGUUUGACACGAUUGAAUCGACAACCGCCGCGUUGAAGGCCCUUGCAGGCAGAAAGUUCUCGGAUCGCACAGUUGUCACAACGUACUUUUCUGAGGAAAACUUCGACGUCAACGCUUGGUAG
Messenger RNA from Aspergillus calidoustus, 1656 nucleotides. The record is from the annotation of a GenBank genome assembly. NCBI's taxonomy places the organism in Eukaryota, Fungi, Ascomycota, Eurotiomycetes, Eurotiales, Aspergillaceae.